Messenger RNA from Camponotus floridanus (Florida carpenter ant), 2076 nucleotides. RefSeq lists its product as uncharacterized. The transcript is spliced from 9 exons. The record is from RefSeq and is a predicted model, not a curated record. NCBI's taxonomy places the organism in Eukaryota, Metazoa, Arthropoda, Insecta, Hymenoptera, Formicidae. Bases 161 to 1711 code for a protein of 516 amino acids.
UAAACUUUAAAAAAUUCAAGAAACGGAAAUAACUAAAAGUAAAUCGUGAUAAUUAAUUGUGAAAUCGCAGUAUUAUUAUUAGAAAUUGUGGUUGUGUUCUGGAUAGGAAAUCCAAUAAAGAAGAAAAAUAGAUCGUUUAUUUCAGACGAUAUCUAUAGGCAUGUCACUAUUUGCAUGUUGCGUCCGUCAGAAUAAUCGAGCGGAAGAAGCGCGUCAGCAAAUGCUAACAAAGGAUCCACCGGAAUUAUCAUGGGAGAACACGCUGGGUUCGCCCCAUGGAGUGCCUUUCGACGAUGAUACGAAGGAGUUGCUGAAAGAAUGCCUCGAUGUCUCGAUACUACCACCGACCAGUUUGGCGGAGCUAAUCAAGCGAAGCGAUGCAUUCCCUGUGAAGUUUCCAAUUAGCACUAUGAGAUGCGCCUCCCUGAAGGACAGGGGAAUCAGCGCAGAGACCAUUGAGUUAAACGCAAAUUCGACAUAUCCGCUAAUACACGAGGCGAUGUUACCCUUGAUUGCUGCAUGGUUGAAACACAAGCGUCUAUACGGUAGCGCUGUCGAGAAAGCCUUGUACAAAAACAUGAGCCUCAUCCAAUUCAUUCACCGCCUGCUGGAGAAGAGGGCUGUUUACUUUUAUGGUCCCAAUGAUCGAUGGAAAUUAAUCGACAACAAGACCGGCAUCAAUGGAUGGGAGACUGUUGGUACAAGCAAUGAGAAGGAGCCAUUGGUCCUAACAAAAUGCUUGAGCUACGAUGAGAUAAAAUUAUCGGCGAUGAUGGUGGUGUCGUCUCACACGGAGUUCAUAAACGACGGCUCGCGAAAGAAUAAAGGCAUCGUGAGCAGUGACCCAGACGCAGUCCAACCUCGUGGGGUUAUUAUGGGUGUCGUAGGCACAAGAUUCUCAAAGCCCCGAUUUAUGGAAUAUCAGGAUAUUCUUACCACGCCGUUGCAAAAUAAUGUGGAUAAUGGAUACGGACCCGCGAUAGACGGCAUGUCUGAAGAAAAACGUGGAAUGCAAGUUUUAUGGGCAAAGUUUUAUGGCGCGGAUUAUCAUCCACUCUAUGAGGAAAUCGUGAAACGUAUUAAAUCGAAAGACAACAGACGUUACCUGUCGUUAACCAGUCAGACUGUCUUCGAUAUCGAGAAUUACAUGAAGAGGACUUUGCUCUCUGUAGAAAUAAUAUUGCUCGAGGCGAACACUCGCGCCGAGAAGCAAAAUACGACCGCUUUCUUGCACGUGGUCGGCUUUGGUCUCGGUGUCUGGAAAAUAAUUCAGGAUCAAGAGAUAUAUUUUCUGAAAACAUUCGAGAUCGCCAUUAGAAAGAUGAAUAAGAAACUUAAGUAUGUUUCUGACAUCAUGUUCGCUUACUUCCAUCAGCAAAAAUGCGGCGACGCAAAAAAUGGCGAUUAUCUGGGCAAUAUAAAAAUUCAUUUUGCUCUGAGAGAACCACACAGCAGACUAUUUCGAGCUUCCGAUGCGAAUAAAUUGCUCAUUGUCACUUAUGCCUGGGAUGGAAACGCGUUGCCAGGAAACGAAUUCUGGAAUGGUUAUCUAGAAUCCAGCGGUGAUCCUGCGGCGGCGUGCAGCACCCAAAUAACUGAACUGCAUAAUUCCAGAAUCAAUCCACGUGCAUGCGGCGCCAGCUUGCAUGUCGCAUCCGCGGAGCAUGGAAUUCUGCACAUAUCAGAUUACGCAAAGCUUCAUCUUACUUAGGUAAUAUCCGAUACGUGUCUCUUUUCUCGACACCAGUCUUUGUUGGACAAAAGUCGAUUUUGUGAUCGUAAUCACGUGUGUGAAAUAAUAAAUGAUUUGAUAUUGAUCGCAUUCAGCGGACUCAACAGUUACUGGAUUUUCCGAUGUAAUUCGAUGCUGAUUGGCCGGAUCUGAAAAUAAAAACCAAUCACGUUUGAUUGCUACUUAGCGGUUGAGUCCGCUGAAUGCGGCCAUUGCUCUUAUACAGCUGCUCAUAGCUACUUUUGCAUAGGCGAAAAAUUGCGGAAAAUCGUUCUUCCUUUUAUCUUUUAAUUUUUUAAUAAAAUCAAUAAAAUAACUGAUAAUAUAUCGCAUGUAUUUACAAA